Molecule: messenger RNA, 753 nt
Organism: Eptesicus fuscus (big brown bat)
Lineage: Eukaryota; Metazoa; Chordata; Mammalia; Chiroptera; Vespertilionidae
Gene: CLDN10
Product: claudin 10
Exons: 5
Coding region: 7-702 (231 amino acids)
Biological process (GO): bicellular tight junction assembly; cell adhesion
Cellular component (GO): plasma membrane; bicellular tight junction
Molecular function (GO): structural molecule activity
Source: RefSeq, a predicted model, not a curated record
GGCGGCAUGGCGAGCACCGCCUUGGAGAUCAUCGCUUUCACGGUCUCUAUCUCGGGCUGGCUGCUGGUGUCUUCCACGGUGCCCACCGACUACUGGAAGGUAUCCACCAACGACGGCACGGUCAUCACCACCGCCACCUUUUGGGCCAACCUGUGGAAGACAUGCGUUACCGACUCCACGGGCGUCUCCAGCUGCAAGGACUUCCCCUCCAUGCUGGCGCUGGACGGUUAUAUCCAGGCAUGUAGAGGACUUAUGAUUGCCGCUGUCAGCCUGGGCUUUUUUGGUUCCAUAAUUGCCCUGUUUGGAAUGAAGUGUACCAAAGUCGGAGGCUCAGAGAAAGCCAAAGCUAAAAUUGCUUGUUUGGCUGGGGUUGUAUUCAUACUGUCAGGGUUAUGCUCAAUGACCGGUUGUUCCCUGUAUGCAAACAAAAUCACAACGGAAUUCUUUGAUCCUCUUUUUAUUGAUCAAAAGUAUGAAUUAGGAGCCGCUCUGUUUAUUGGAUGGUCAGGAGCCACACUCUGCAUAAUUGGUGGCGUCAUAUUUUGCUUUUCAAUAUCUGACAGCAACAAAACACCCAGAAUGGGAUACGCAUACAAUGGGGCCACAUCUGUCAUGUCUUCUCGGACAAAGUACCAUGGUGGAGAAGGAGAUAUCAAAACCACAACCCCCUCCAAACAGUUUGAUAAAAAUGCUUACGUCUAAAGAGCACUGCUGCAAGGUGAACCGCUCACAAAUGAUCCCAUCAGGGCUCUC